UGCUGGAGUUGUCUGGGGAGCAUCUCUUUCACAAAACUAGAAUCAGAUUGGCUAAGAGACUGGGAUUUGUUUGGCAUGCUGUCCGGGCCUCUUCAUCUUCAAGAUCAUCUUCUCUUCUGUUCUAACACAACAGAAGCAACAAUUGCUUUGAUUUCUGUGUGUAAAACAGAAUCUUAAAUUCUUCUUCUGCAGCUAGCUAGAACCAAUAUAAUAAUAUAGUAUUUAUUAUUCGGAUUAAUUAUUGUUAAUAAUGUUUUUUUAUUGUUAUUUUGUCUGGGGGUGCUGUGUGAGCAGUAUAUAGUGAGGGAAUGUGAGGAUGAAGCAAACUGCUACUACCCCAUCCACUUGAUUGUAUCUCCUCUUUUGUCCCUUCUCCAUGUGACUCACUACUCAUCUCUCUUGCUCCCCCUCUUAACUGGUAAAGGUGUACUGGGGUUCAGUUGUUAGUUAUAAGCAGCAUUAGUUUGAGGUUUGAAGUGACAAAAGAUCAGACAGAAAUGGAGAAGAUUCUUAAUCAAUACGAAAAGGAGUACAUGAAGAUGGCCAUGUUAAAGCAUGAAGAAACAUUCAGAGAGCAGGUUUAUGAGCUUCAUCGGCUGUACCAAAUCCAGAAGAUACUGAUGAAGAACAUUGCAGUUCAGAAGAGGCAAGAAACUCAAGAAAGGGAGUUGAAGAAUGCCCAUAAUCUUACCCAGGAUUCUGAUCACAAGAGGACUAGGCAGAUUCUGGACUUGGAAAGGCCUGUAGCAGAUGAAGGCGGGAUUGAAGACGAGAGCGAGCUGGAGUUAACGUUAGGUCCAUCGUGCUACAACCGGAGGAGGAGAAAGGCGGCAUUGGAGCCUUCAGAUUCUGCUCCCAGCUUCUCUUCUUCCACAGAUAGCCAUGGGAAGGAGAGCUCCAGAGAGGACUUAAAAUGGGGGAUUGAAUUGCCAGCAGCCUUAAACCAAAGUUUUCUUCAAGGACAGAAGAGUUCGAACGUCGAAGAGCUGCAGUUUAGGCAGGAUAGAUUGAACAACCCUCCAUGGCUUUUCCAGGCUUUGAGCCUAAACAUGACUUGAUCGAAUUCAUGAUAUGAUGGAUAACAUGUUAGAGUACUAAUUCUGCGAUUGAUGUUAUUUGUGGUGCUGUUGCCUGUUGGCUAGCUUUCAUCUUCUUCCACCAAAUCUUCAAACAUGGCUUGUUGAGCAUAUAACCAUUAAUGUGCAAUCCAACUAUCAGCUUAGACUUUUAGUUGAGAUGGAACACAUGCUUCAAUUUAGUAUCAGAGCCAGGCCAAAGGUUAGUCUUAGAUUCAGACAGACCAGGAACAAUGUUUUCUGGGAAUCUCAAAACUUUCCCACAUUAGAGGACUCCAAAUCACAUUCGUUUCCGGACUUUUAAUCUCUGGGUAAUGGUGAUUAUACCCAAGAACAUACUUCUAUCCAACCAGUACUUGGACUAAACCUCUUUUUUUCUUUUUAAUUAAUCUCCAAGAUUCUGUCUUAGUUCUUGUAA
Ipomoea nil (Japanese morning glory) is the source of this 1494-nucleotide messenger RNA. RefSeq lists its product as uncharacterized. Lineage: Eukaryota; Viridiplantae; Streptophyta; Magnoliopsida; Solanales; Convolvulaceae. The transcript is spliced from 3 exons. Bases 498 to 1058 code for a protein of 186 amino acids. The record is from RefSeq and is a predicted model, not a curated record.